Caenorhabditis angaria is the source of this 1376-nucleotide messenger RNA. The record is from the annotation of a GenBank genome assembly. Lineage: Eukaryota; Metazoa; Nematoda; Chromadorea; Rhabditida; Rhabditidae.
AUGAUAUCACUUUGUGAAGAACUUCCAUAUGCUUCAAUUAUUUUACAAGAACACGUUGAGGAUUACUGUGCCAAUUGUUUCAAUGAGAUCAGGUACACAUUUGAACUCUAAUCUUGAAAUUAUUAUUAUUUAUAGUGACACAAGAAUUCAAUGUGAUGAUUGCCUCGAAGUAACAUAUUGUUCUUUAAAAUGUCAAAGAACUGAUUGGAAAAAUGUGCAUUGUUUGGAAUGUCAAAUUCUUCGCUCACAAAAUCAACCACUAACACCAACAAUGCGAUUAUCGAUUCGAGUUUUAUUGAAAACAUUUGGAUUUGAAAACAUCGAAAAUGAACCGAAAAGUUUUAAUGGUGCAACAUUUGACGAAUUGGAGACAAGUUAGUACAAUAUCAAUUUCUAGAAAAAAUUAUGUUUUCAGAUUUUGAUGAAUAUCGUUCAAGUAAGCAACAUAAUAGAUUUCUCAAUGAUCUCAUGGCUAUUUUCCAAAUCUCAGCAACAUGUUAGUUUUUUCAUCAUCUGAAUAACUUUAAACAAGAAUAUAUUUUCAGCUCAACUAUCUGCUAUUUUUCAAAAAGUUGAAAAACGUCACAUGAUUGCAGUCAUUUGUGCUGUUCUUGCAAAUACUUUCAGUAUUUAUGACGAUUUGAAAUGCGAAAAUAUUGGAGUUGGAAUUUAUAUUGGAUUAUCAAAACAUAAUCAUGCGUGUUCUUCAAAAAAUCAUGUUGUUUUUGUGAAAAAUCGAGCAAUUUUAAGAGCACCGGAAGGAACAAAAUAUAAUCAAGAGGUAAACAUCUUAAAGUUUUUGAAAUAAAAUUUUAGUGUUUUCAGUUAACCAUUUCUUAUUGUUCUCGGAUGCUUCCAACUUCGGAAAGACGAAAAUCAAUAUCUCAAGUUCAUUUUUUCAAAUGUCAAUGUGAUCUGUGUUGUUCAUCUACCGAAAAUGAAUUCCAUUCACAAGAACUUUUCAAAAAGAUUGAAAAUACAAAUGAACUUCGAAAUCUUCAAAAAUUACGCGAAGAAUAUUCUGAAGAACUUGAUGUUGAUAAUUUGUUGAUGUGUCAUUUAAUCGAAAAAAUUGCACAAUGUGCAAUCAAAUUACCAUUGAAAGAAAGAUUUCGAAAUGAAGCAAUUCUUGGAAUCCAAGUUUAUAUGUAAGUUCGAAAAAUGAUUUUUCUAAAAGCAAUGUUUUUUUUCAAAAUAGAAAUCGUCUCGGAUUGGGAACUCCAGAAGUAACUCGACGACUUUAUCUCGCAUGUUUGAUUCUCGAAAAAUAUGAAAAUGGAGGAGAAAUUUUCGAAAAAACAUUGGAAAGUUGUGAUUUGAGCCACGGAAAAAAUCACCCGCUCACUGUCAAAAUUUCCGGAAUGAUUAAAAUAUAA